AUGUGGUGUUGUGUGAGACAUCCUAGCGGACGUUGGAAAGAAGAAAUCGGGGAAUUUUAUAGUCGAAAAAGGGCACUUGUCGGUUCAUUACUACAUCAUUCUGCAGGAGCUGAUGGUGUCCCCAGAAAAGGUAGAAUUUCUCUUUACUCAUCCGGUUUAGGUACAAAGGAGCUGAUCUGUUUUGUGUGAGACAUCCUAGCGGACGUUAUAAAGAAGAAAUCGGGAAAUUUUAUAGUCGAAAAAGGGCACUUGUCGGUUCAUUACUACAUCGUUCUGCAGGAGCUGAUGGUGUCUCCAGAAAAGGUAGGAUUUCUCUUUUUGCAUCCAGAUUAGGGAUUAAUCGCUAUGUGGUGUUGUGUGAGACAUCUUAGGGGACGUUGGAAAGAAGAAAUCGGGAAAUUUUAUAGUCGAAAAAGGGCACUUGUCGGUUCAUUAUUGUAUCAUUUUGCAGGAGCUGACGGAGAAACGCAAGAAAGGACUGGAGAAGGCGUGAGCAAAGCUGGAUCAGAGGAAGCAGACGACGUUUAG
Messenger RNA from Bursaphelenchus xylophilus (pine wood nematode), 528 nucleotides. The record is from the annotation of a GenBank genome assembly. Lineage: Eukaryota; Metazoa; Nematoda; Chromadorea; Rhabditida; Aphelenchoididae.